This is a messenger RNA of Leptonychotes weddellii (Weddell seal), 1345 nucleotides long. Lineage: Eukaryota; Metazoa; Chordata; Mammalia; Carnivora; Phocidae. The record is from RefSeq and is a predicted model, not a curated record.
UGUCUUGCUCCUUGUUUCUCUCCAGGGUGAUGCUGACAGGGACCCUGUCUGACCGGCAGCCUGCUGAACUCCACCUCUUCCGGAAUUAUGACGCCCCGGAGUCUGUACGGGAGCCUCGAUUCAGCCAGAAUAUUAACCUCAAGCCUCCAGCUCAGCCCUCAGAGCAGCUGGUGUGGAGGGCUGCCCGGAGCAGUGGGGCAGCCCCCACCUACUUCCGGCCCAAUGGGCGCUUCCUGGACGGUGGGCUGCUGGCCAACAAUCCCACGCUGGACGCCAUGACUGAGAUCCAUGAGUACAACCAGGACAUGAUCCGCAAGGGUCAGGGCAACAAGGUGAAGAAGCUCUCCAUUGUGGUCUCUCUGGGGACAGGGAGGUCCCCACAGGUGCCCGUGACCUGUGUGGAUGUAUUCCGUCCCAGCAACCCCUGGGAACUGGCCAAGACCGUUUUUGGGGCCAAGGAAUUGGGCAAGAUGGUGGUGGACUGUUGCACAGAUCCGGAUGGGCGGGCCGUGGACCGGGCCCGGGCCUGGUGUGAGAUGGUUGGCAUCCAGUACUUCAGACAGAUUGAACCCCCAGCUGGGGACAGACAUCAUGCUGGACGAGGUCAGCGACACGGUGCUGGUCAAUGCCCUGUGGGAGACUGAGGUCUAUAUCCAUGAGCACCAGGAACAGUUCCAGAAGCUCAUUCAGCUGCUGCUGUCACCAUGAGGCUGGACUCCCAGCCACCCCCACCUCAUUCCACCCACCCAGCCCCUGAUGGAGAGGCUGGGCAAUGUCCACCCAGCGCGCCAACUGGGCAGACCUGGGCCUGGGCAGCUCUGCAUCUACAGACCAGACCGGGCCUCAGAGGGUGCUGGGCUUCCUGCCUAAGGCUGGUCCUGAAGGCCUGACCCACUAUCGCCACCCUCUGGCACCUUUAGUCAUUGCAGGCUUAGAAAUCCUAGAACCUCGCUGGGGCCCUCUCCCCAACAGCCAAAGACAACUGGCCCUUGAGCCCCUAGACCUGGUGAUUUAGACACUAAGGGGGUCUUACCGGUCCCCUCAAGACCCCUUCCACCCUCUGCCCUCUUCCCUGGAGGGGACGGCGAUUGGAGAAAUAGGCUGCUGCCCACCCAUCAGCAGGGGAAGCCUAGGCUCCAGGAGUGGAGUUCCCUAUCCGACUUUGCCCCUCAACACACAACGAGCCACCUGCACCCCUCAGAGCUGCCCCACCCUGGGAGCUCUCCUCCGCUCUCAAAGGUCACUCCUGUAACCUCAGUUAUUCUUCCCAACAGGAAGUGGUAGGUGAGGGGGCGGGGCUCCAGGAGCUGCUCCAAACCGAAAUAAAUGGUUUGAUUCCAGUUCA